Messenger RNA from Ascochyta rabiei, 579 nucleotides. RefSeq lists its product as uncharacterized. The transcript has a single exon. The record is from RefSeq and is a predicted model, not a curated record. Bases 1 to 579 code for a protein of 192 amino acids. Lineage: Eukaryota; Fungi; Ascomycota; Dothideomycetes; Pleosporales; Didymellaceae.
AUGCUUCCUGGCGCGCAAGCCCGUCUAGACUUCUAUGCCCGCCGCGCAUACACAGAAUACAUGCUCCGGUCCCCUAGGCCAGCAGCGCUGCACACAGUGGUGCAACUCAACGUGCUGCACGCGCUGAUGCAAAACGCCUCGACACUGCAGUUGACUCCAAAGUCGUUAUGUGGCCUCGACUCACUAUCACCAUUCAACCGCACGGGUCCUAUCCCACCCUCAGCUCUGAACGCAGAACUACCUCCGUCGCUUCAGCCAACAGCCCUGCAGACUUCCAUCCCGCACAGACCGUGGAUCGAUCUCUUCCCUCUCCCCGAGCUCCGCGACGCAAUUCUGCGCCUGAGUUGGACCGAGCUAGAGGGCGAAAUUAGCACAGAUCUCCUUGAUGUGGAUGAGGCUCAGGACGUGAGGCCGAAUCUGAUUGUUUGGGGUGAUGCAGCAGACCCGGGGGCGUGGGAAGCUACGAUGCCGUUUCUGAGGAAAUGGGGAUGGCUUGUGAGGGGAUGUGAGGGGCUGCUGGAGAGUACGAACCAUUGGCGGGAGAAGAGAGGAGAUCGGAAGUUGAUGAUAAAGGCAUGA